This is a messenger RNA of Poecilia latipinna (sailfin molly), 3215 nucleotides long. RefSeq names its product growth hormone releasing hormone receptor b (gene ghrhrb). Gene Ontology annotation, biological process: cell surface receptor signaling pathway; adenylate cyclase-modulating G protein-coupled receptor signaling pathway. Gene Ontology annotation, molecular function: peptide hormone binding; vasoactive intestinal polypeptide receptor activity; G protein-coupled peptide receptor activity. NCBI's taxonomy places the organism in Eukaryota, Metazoa, Chordata, Actinopteri, Cyprinodontiformes, Poeciliidae. Gene Ontology annotation, cellular component: plasma membrane. The record is from RefSeq and is a predicted model, not a curated record. The coding region runs from base 681 to 2024 and encodes 447 amino acids. The transcript has 13 exons.
UGGAGCCGUAAUAUGUGGCAACAUAAAAUUUUUCAGAGGGCUGAAAAUGAAUAUUUGGACUCCCCAUGUACAGAACGUUGGGCUCCUACUUAGUGACUAGAGAUUUAUUUAAAAUGAGAUUUAUUUUUACUUAGCCUGGAAUGACUCAGGAAAGCCUAUCUGACUAGAAAUUAGUGUGAAAGUAAGCAAAGUAAAAAAAAAAAAAAAAAAUCAGAACCUUCCACAAGUAUGCAGUCUGAAGAUGAAAAGCACGACAAAAGCAAAAUAUAAUAAGUACUUUGGGACUUUUGCACAGUAUACUCAACAGCUGAGAUGUAACUCCUUCAGCUGAGUAUCCUCCCACCCUCCACCUCUUCCUCCUCAUUUGUCUCUGUCGCCGCCUUUGAGGAGGAGAGCAGCGGAGCUCAGCUCAGUGCAUCGACGGCUCUCCUCCGCGCGUCAUGCGGACAUCCUCAUCCUCGCCCCUCGGACACCGUAGCGCCACCCGGACCUCCCACACACCUCCCGGAGAACCGUUCACUUCUUGCUUGCCUCCAGCACUUGCCGCGGAAACACAUAUUUGUGUUCCUUCUUGAAGAGUUAUUUAAGUACAGAUUUAUUUAUUAACUUGCUUCUUGAGACUACUUUGGGAAGCGUGAGUCCUUUCCCGGGUCAGUUUGCUGCUUUCUGGACGCCCAAGGAUGAACAGCUUCCUUCACCUGGCUCUGCUCCUGCAGCUGGCGCUCUGGGAAACGACGGAGGCCAUGCACCCAGACUGUGCUGUGGUGUUGCAGCACAUGAAGGCUCAAGAAGAAUGCUACGAUAUUCUUGAACAGGAAGAAAACAACUACUCAUCCAAGACAGGUUGCCCAACAGAUUGGGAUGACAUUUACUGCUGGCACCGGGCCAAUGUGGGACAGGUGAUCAGGGUUUCAUGUACGAACAUCUCUAAGCUGUUUGCCGACAACCAAGCAUAUGUUUCAAGGAACUGCACAGAAAAGGGCUGGUCCGAACUCCUGGACUACCAUGACACCUGUGUGUUUAAAGAUGUUGAAGAGCAGGAGCCAGUGACAACAUAUUUCUCCAACUUUAAACAGGUGUACACUGCUGGCUAUGCUACCUCACUCAUCUCACUUAUAUCAGCUAUUUUUGUCUUCACUGUUUUUAGGAAAUUUCACUGCACCAGGAACUACAUCCACAUAAACCUGUUCUUCUCCUUCAUCCUGAGAGCCACUGCUGUCUUCGUCAAAGACCUGGUUCUUUUUUCUGAUGCAGAUCUGGACCACUGCUUCAUGUCAACUACAGCCUGCAAGUCUGCUGUGGCCUUUUUCCAGUUUAGUAUCCUGGCCAACUACUUCUGGCUACUGGUGGAGGGGAUGUAUCUACAGACGCUGCUAGCACUCACCUUCGUCUUUCAAAAGAAAUACUUCUGGUGGUAUAUACUAAUCGGUUGGGGUCUACCGACGAUAAUCAUUGCAACCUGGAUUCUCACUAGAAACUUCUACAAUAAUAAGGGGUGCUGGGAUGACACAGAUGUGGCCUUCAUCUGGUGGAUCAUUAAGGGUCCAAUAACUGCCUCCCUACUGGUGAACUUCAUCAUCUUUCUAAACGUGAUCCGUAUUCUGGUUCAGAAGCUGACGUCUCCUGGAGUCGGUGGCAACAAUACGAGUCACUUUAAGCGACUGGCCAAAUCCACACUGCUGCUCAUCCCACUUUUUGGGAUGCACUACAUGGUGUUCGCCUUCCUACCGGAAAAUACAGGAGCAGAAGCUCGGAUCAUCAUCGAGGUUGGCAUGGGAUCCUUCCAGGGAUUUGUUGUAGCCUUGCUGUACUGUUUCCUAAAUGGAGAGGUGCAGGCUGAGUUGAAGAAGCGAUUUUGGAAGUGGCAGACUGAGAGUUACCUGAACUACAGUAAACGACGGCGUACGCUGUUCAACGAAAGCAGCACGGUCACACAGAUAUCUGUUCUGGACAAAUCCAGUCCCAAAGAGCAGCAGAGCUCCGAAUCACAUGCCCUUACACCCAACAAUGUGUCUGCAGUCUGAAAACCAUGAGACGGGUCCAGCAGAUGAGUUGUUGUUGUUUUUUUGUAUCGCACAGAUCAUGCUGUGCAUAGACUACACCUCAGAGCCUGGUUGUUGGCGGGUGUGUUUAUCCUGAACUGUGAGACCUCUGAACUUGCUGUGCAAGAAGUCGGCAUCGUCCCACACACGUUUUACAGCACAUUCAGAUUUCCCCCCAGACACCAGAGUUUACAGUGUUGCUGGAAAACUACGUCAUUUGCUUUGGGGCAACUCCUCCACAUUUUACUUUCCAACACUGAACUCUUUCUGCUAUUUAAAGAAGAGAUAAGAAAAAAAAAACAAAAGGUGAACAGGAGCCUUGUUCAAAACUGAAGUAAAUCAAGGUGGAGCAGAAAUGAAAAGAAGUACAUUUUAAUUCAACACAGUCCCAAAGCUUUGAUUUACCAGUCUUUUUAUUAAGUUAGAAUAGAAAAUUUGUCACAAACAACUCAACUAAAAACAACAAAAUACAUUACAUCAGAAAAUAAAAGAUUUUGUACAGUGAACAAAGAGAGUUUUUAUUAUGUCAAAUGUUCACAUUUUCCCAACAGACACAAACUAAAAUGGCUUUGUGGUACUAUAAGUACAAAAAUACUUAAUAAGAGAUUAAGGUGUACAUUUUCUUUCUCAGUCGAUGCUGAACCUGCAGCCGCAAUACUGACCUGAAUCCUGAACAUAAGUAGCCAUUUCUUUUGCCUGUACUCUGUGUCAUUAUGGGUAAUAAUUUUAAUCUGGCGGAUGCCUUUAUGAGGAACUCUUGGGUGCAGUAAGAGGAAAUCAUACUUGUAUACAAAGAUUAUCAAUUCUUUUCAUCAGUUGCUACUCUGACAGUUGUAAAAUUAUAUGAUCAAUAAAUGAGAUACUUUUUUUUUCAGUAGGUAAGGCAUAUUUUACGUUUAAACUUUUAGCCUCUAGCUGAAUAACUGAAGGUUUCCUACAAUCCCUUAGAUGCCGUGCAACAUCAACACCCAAUUUCACAACAAUUCUGCUGGCUUUCAGGAAGAAUUCAGAAUCAAACAUAUUUAUAAGCUUUUCUCACUCUUAAUGUUUUACUUUUAAAGUCAAGGAAUCCAAGGGGUUCCAUGUUUCUUUUCAUCUAAGCAGACUUCACAGCUGAGCCAUCUUUUUUUUUUUUUUUUUUGGACCUAUGACGUUAGAUUGCAAAAGGAGAUG